GACUUUUAAGUACGUAGUGGGCGUUCCUCCGCAAGCGGAAGCGUUCCGUUCACAUCCAGAGCUCGACUCAGCAGACCUCUGAGCUGAUGAGCGCUGCUCUCCGGUUCUAACAGUCCAGCUCUGGAGACUGAUAUAUGAUUGUGAGUCCGUUCAGGAUGCCUGGAUCACUCCCUGCUGUUUGUGAGGCCGCGUGGCCCAAGGAUGUGGGGAUCAUCGCCAUGGAGGUGUACUUCCCCUCCCAGUACGUGGAGCAAGCGGAGCUGGAAGAGUUCGAUGGAGUCGGAGCCGGUAAAUACACGGUGGGGCUGGGCCAGGCGCGCAUGGGCUUCUGCUCGGACCGCGAGGACAUCGGCUCUCUGUGCCUGACGGUGGUGCAGCGGCUGAUGGAGCGCAGCGGCCUGUCCUACGAGAGCGUGGGCCGGCUGGAGGUGGGCACGGAGACCAUCAUCGACAAGUCCAAGUCCACCAAGACUGUCCUGAUGCAGCUGUUCGAGGAGUCGGGCAACACUGACGUGGAGGGAGUGGACACCACUAACGCCUGCUACGGAGGAACCGCCGCGCUCUUCAACGCCCUCAACUGGGUGGAGUCCAGCUCCUGGGACGGCCGGUAUGCUCUGGUGGUUGCGGGUGACAUCGCUGUUUAUGCCACGGGCAGCGCCAGGCCGACAGGAGGAGCCGGAGCCGUGGCCAUCCUCGUGGGACCCAACGCCCCUCUGGUCUUCGAGAGAGGGCUUCGUGGGACACAUAUGCAACAUGCGUAUGAUUUCUAUAAGCCAGAUAUGGUGUCUGAGUAUCCAGUGGUGGACGGCAAGCUUUCCAUCCAGUGUUACCUCAGCGCUUUAGAUCGCUGCUACUCCUUCAAAAUGAAUAAGUUUGUUUUGUCUUGUGUUUCAGAGGGCCUUGAAAAGCAUUGCAGUCUUGAAGACUUCGGCUUCAUGGUGUUCCACUCUCCUUACUGUAAACUGGUGCAGAAGUCUCUGGCUCGACUAAUGCUCAACGAUUUCCUCUGUCAUCCCAGUCCAGACACACAGAGCGGGCCCUUCAGCGGACUCGAAGCUUUCAGAGAUGUGAAGAUUGAGGACACGUAUUUCGACAGAGAUGUGGAGAAGGCCUUUAUGAAGGCCAGCUCAGAAGCGUUUGAGAGUAAGACAAAGGCGUCUCUCCUUAUCUCAAACCAGAAUGGUAACAUGUACACACCAUCAGUGUACGGCUGCUUGGCUUCAGUUCUCGCUCAACAUGCACCGCAGCAGCUGGCAGGACAGAGAAUCGGUGUGUUUUCAUACGGCUCAGGCUUUCCCUACACCAUCAAAUCCACAAAAGACACAAAACAUGCUACACCAGGAUCUGCUCUGGAUAAGCUGGUCUCCAGCCUGUGUGACUUGCAGGCCAGACUGGACUCCAGAAAGAAGGUUUCGCCCGAUGUUCAUUCAAAUAACAUAAAUCUCAGACAAUAAAACCACCAUCAAAAUACAUCAAGCCUCACAAACUACAUCCCUCAAGGCUCGGUAGAGGAACUCUUCCCAGGAACAUGGUACCUGACUCGUGUGGACGAGAAGCAUCGCAGGCAGUACGCCAGGCGCUCGAUGAGCGAUGACCGACCGCUGGAGGCCGGACUCAUCACUUCCUGCAUUGCAGCUGAGCAUAUUCCCAGCCCGCUUAAGAAGAUGCCCCGCAUCCCAACUACCACCGCUGGCCCUGAGGGGCUCGUCAUUAGUAACGGGGACCAUUAACUUUACCUCUAUGAGGUGCACACAACGGCAGAUCACACGAUCUGGAAAAACAACACGCUAAAAAGGGCCCCAGGACUUCUGCAGCCAGAUCACUUAUCAGUGAGUGAUAUGAAACUCAAAGCUUUUUAAUGUUCCAGGACAGACUCCGCUCGACCAUCACUGUGUGGAAGAUGGCAGACGGUAGUUUGGAAAUCAAGUGGUGAGCUCCCACCACUGUCUAUGCAGAUAUCCCCAACAGUUUAAUCCUUUUAAGUUCAAAUAUCUACCUGUUGACAUUUCACAAGCUCCAUUUGGUCUUUUUUUAAGCAUUAAACCAACCCUGUCAUGUUUUAAGACGGAAAAGAACAUCAAAACGUGAAUGUCUUGAAGAAGAGCGUCCCUGGUUGUUUUUAAUUGAUCUGAACGCUGUAUCGCUCGGUUCUCGUCAGCUGACGGCCGUCAGAACUCCUGUUUUUGCUAAAUUGUUCUCUUAUAAAACUCCUUUCUAGUCAGUCUUAUCACCAUGGAUCACAUGAGCCAUUAACUUGAACUAUAUAGCCGCUGCUAAACGGGCUUCUGUUAGCAUCCAUGUCCUUCGAAAUGAGAAUCAUUUAUGUGACAUUCGUUCUAGCCAAAGUAGAUGUGUUCAUUGAUAUGAACUCAGAUGAGGAAAUAAAGUCAUGAUUAUUGUAUAGAGGACAGAAAUGUGAUGGUAACUUAGUGGCAAUGUGUUAAAAGCUAUGAAAUAAUAUCAUGAAGUGAUAUAAUAUAAUAUCAUGUCAGCUGUGUAAUUUACUCGCCCUCAUUUUGCUCCAAAUCUGUACACUCUCAGAAAAAAAGGUACCUAAUCUGUCAAUGGGGCAGGAUCUUUUCAAAAGAUACACCUUGGCACAUAAAGGGUCCAUAUUGGUACUAUAAAGGUACAUAUAAGUACAUAUUAAUACCUAAAAGAUACAAAAGUGAUAGCUCGGUCACUUUUUUUAUGUGAGUGAAGGACUGACUGAUUU
Molecule: messenger RNA, 2716 nt
Organism: Cyprinus carpio (common carp)
Lineage: Eukaryota; Metazoa; Chordata; Actinopteri; Cypriniformes; Cyprinidae
Product: 3-hydroxy-3-methylglutaryl-CoA synthase 1 (soluble)
Exons: 10
Biological process (GO): acetyl-CoA metabolic process
Molecular function (GO): hydroxymethylglutaryl-CoA synthase activity
Source: RefSeq, a predicted model, not a curated record